AUGGGGCUGCUCACGGUGCCAGUGAACGAGGAGAUCAUGGGCCAAGCGACCUGGCAAGCUGUGCUGCAACACGCGCUUCAGCGCCGGGAGGUCAUGGACGAAGUCAACGCGGUUACCUCGCUGCACCGUGCUGCAAAACUCUAUCGAGAGGAGGAUGCUGGACGUACGCCACUUCACCUGGUGCAUCACCACGCAGGUUUUCUGUGUCUCCUCGAGCUCACAGAGCACUUCGCCGUAAAAUGCCGACCCCAGCAAAUUGCCAAUGCCCUUUGGGCUUUUGCAGUUUUACUUUUCCGGCACGAGCGGCUGCUUCGCCUUCUGUGCUGGUACGCCGCAGCGAGACUGGCCAUGUUCUUGCCGCAGAACGUCUCCAACUCCGCUUGGGCGCUGGGCACUAUAGGAUAUCAAGACGACGAGCUGCUAGACAUGGUCCCACAACACGUGGCCGCCAACAUUCGGGACUACAGCCCCCAGGAUUUGUCCAACACCUGCUGGGCCUUCGCACGCCUGCAGAAACCUUGCGAUCCACUUUUCCGUCUGAUUCUGGCAGAGUCGUUGGUCCAGCUUCCACGAUUCCAGCCGCAAAACAUGUCCAACUUGAUUUGGGCUUGUGCCACCGUUCUGUUCAAGGAUGAGGCUGCCAUGCGCGCCAUUGCCAGCUUCGCAGCGACACGGGUGGCUGACUUCGGCACCCAGGAGCUCUCGAACUUAACCUGGGGCCUGGCUACCCUUGCCAUUCUUUGCGAAGACUGGAUGGAAGAGAGCGGUGGGGAGAUGACGAGACGGUCAAGGGAUUGCGUUCCUCAGGACCUUUCGAACACUUUGUGGGCAUACGGCACCCUGAAGCACAAGCGAAACGAGCACUUGCGGGCCAUCAACUGGGAGGUCAUGCGCCAGAUCGAGUGGUUCUCACCACAAGGCUUAUCCAAUGUGAUAUGGGGGCUUUCUGCCAUCGAGUACCGCGACAUCAAGGCUCUGACGUGCAUCAGUGAGGAGAUCGUACGCCGUCCCAUGGACCACCUGACGCCACCAGACAUCUCAACGCUGCUGUACAGCUUUGCAGUGCUUGCUUGGUCCCACGAAGAUGCGCUGCUGAAGCUGCGGCGGGCUGUGCGCUUGAAGAUGCCUCAGUUCGCCUCCAGGGAUGUGGCCAACGUGUCCUGGGCUUUGGUCACUUUAUCCCACCGGGAUGACAACAUCUUCCGAAUGCUGAUGGACAAAGCGGAGGCGAUUAUUCCAGAGUUCACAAUCACAGGCCUUUGCAACAUCGCCUGGGCCUUUGUGCGCUUUGGCUUGGAUGUCCCACCUGGGGUGGCACAGGGCAUCGCGCACGAGACCCUCACGCGAGGAGACGAGGUCUUUGAAGAACCUGGCGAUGCAGUGCUUCUCUCCGAUGCCGUUUGCAGCGAGUGGGGCCAUCAUGUUCCGCGGGAAAUCUUCAACCAAUGCGACGCGAUCGGACGCCAGCCCUACGAAGAGGUCUUGACCUUCUUCCAGGACAUGGCAAACAUCCCCUCCAUCAACUGCAGCUCCUCGGAAGCCGAGCUCUACCAGCACAAGGUGACCAGCUUUAAGACCAUCCAGCUUGGUCGGAGGAUGACCUGCGAGAUGCUGCGCAAGUUCGACAUGUUGGAAGAGGAUCCCGACAUCUGCGGUCCUUUACGGCGCUUGCGAGAGGAUUGGCUUCUGCAGGGCAUCCAGUCUGCUUACGAAGCAGAUCCGAUGGAUGCAACUAUGAAGCACAAAACGACAUGCACCUGGAAACUCUCCGGGAGCGACCGGACGCUCACUGACGCCCAAGUGGUUGCGAGCGGGAUGCCUAUGGACGAGCCCAUCAGGUUCGUGGCGUGCGUCGUCGAGCAUUCGCGCUCCAACGAUGCGGAGUUUCAAGUGGUGAACAAAGCAGCGGACCAGCUCCUAAGAAUGCCGGGCGGCCACAACAUGGAGGCCACAUUGCGCUUCGAUGUCAGUGAAAUUCCUUGUCUUUCAUGUAUGGGAGCAUUGCGCCAGUUUCAGAAAUCCUUCCCUCGCGUCCGCAUGCGGGCCUCUUUCAGCAUUCGCAAGGUCAUUGAAGUCUGCCAGGACUGCUCGCAUGACAUCGACCGGAAGCUGGUCGUCCCGCCACGGCAGCCAACAGAUCUGCCGAAACCAACGGCAGAGGAGGUGCUGGAGAAUCGUGGUCGGGGCCGGCCACAACUGCCAACGCCACAGGCCCCCAGUGCACCACAGCGUCGGCAAUUGCGGCGUCCGCCGGCUUUGUCUCCUGCAAAGGUUUCUGAGCUGUUGGACGUCAAGGAGCAGGAGGCUCAAGUGUCGGAUCUGCAUAAGGCCUGCCGAGGUUCGGACACCAGGCCGCCGCCGCCGGUGCCUGUCCAGAGGCCACCGGCCACCCCACAGGUGGGGCAAGCCUGGGCUGCGAGGCCAAGCAGCGGAAGUCGAAUGCAGAGGAGCAGCGGGGUCUUGUGCCCCCAGCUCCGGCCACAAACGCCUGUUCGACACUCCGUCGUAGUCGACGGCGUGCAUCCCGAUGCUGACCAAGAAAAGGGCAGGCCGUGGAGUGUGCGCCUUGCAUUUGAGCCUGGCAGCUUUGAGGUCCUCCACGGCGCAUGGGGUGCAUCGAACACGCUGUCCGAUCUCGCCAAGUGGGUGGCUUCGGACCCCACUCGGAUCGUCGAGGUCAAAGGUUGUGUGCAAGAAGAUGAAGAGGAGAGCCUUGCGCUGGCCCGAAGCCGGAGCGUGCUGGCAACGGUUGCGGGGCAGCUUCAUGUGCCCACAGAGCAGUGCCGUUGCUCAGCCAGUGUGGGCCAGGGGUUUGCCGGCGUGGAACUUCGGGCAAUGACACACGUGGGCUUGGAGGGCCUCUUUAAGGAAGCCAGGUCGCUGGUGCUGGCAGACACCUGCACUGCGAAGCAUGUCGUGUUGGCCGUGGCUGGAGCUGCCACUUCGCCUGCAUCGGCACUGCGUGGGCUGCAGCGCCUGUAUGUUGAGGCGCGGAAACUUGGAUCCGAGUCUUGGGACUUCGCUGUGGAGCCGAGCUCCGAGGGCAUGUUCGAGCUGGAGUGUGCGACCAGGUUCUACCUCUUCGAGGAGCUGCUUGCAAUUGGCUCCUUGGAAGCUCUCACGGAGUUCGACGGCGAGCGAAGCUUACCGGCACUCGGUGCAGCUCGAGAGUCCGCAAACAUAAGUAACAUUGCGAAGGUGUCCGAAGGUGUCAGGAGAACAAGGGUGAGCAUGUUCCAUGACGGCUUGGUGAAGGGAGGGGAGGCUCUUGUCAUGGAAUCAGAGCGCUUUCUGAUGUUCCGACAGAACUUCUCAGCUGUUGCACUGGAAUGCGUCGCGUUUCUUGAGGAGAUUCCUGCGUGGCUACUGGCGAUCUCCAAGGAUGCAAACAGUUUCGUCUUGGUCGGGAUCUUCGGCCCAUGUGCAGGAAGCAUCCACGCUGAGAAGACCCGACGUGAUUGCCUGGAGCCCGGGUUAGAUGCAGCACGGGGACACAACCGAGUGGUUCAAUUGGGAGACGUUUGGGAGAGGGAGCGGAGAAGAAGAUUCCACUAUUUCAUCUACGCUGACGACAAUGGGGAGUUUGCAUUCAAGGCAGGAUGCUCCCCUGCGGGCUGCGGCGACAUCGGUGCGACACCCCUGGAGGGUGAGACGGCACCGUUGUUCUUCCAGCGCCUGCUUCUCUUGCAGCAGCCGGCGGUGGCUUCCCCGAUUCUGGGGGAUGAGACGUGCCGGCCAGAAACGAUGAUCAGCUGCUCAACGCUAUUGGACCACAAGUGCAUCGCUUUCCAUUGGUCUGUGCGAGAGAACUUCCGAGCCUUCGAUGAGUUUGUGGAGGUGUCGAUGCUUGCUGCGUGCGUCUGCUCACUCAACGAGGUGAUGGAGUCCGCUUAUCGAGGAUACACCUGGUCCUACCGGGCUUUUCAACGGACGGGAAACGGCACUCGGUUCGCUGAGCAUCGUGGAAACUACGUCCGAAACAUGCAUCCCUGCUUCCCGCGCAAAGUUUCGGGGCACUACGAGGACAGCCAACUCGUUUCCUGGAUGCGGCCUCAACUCUCACGCUGUGCCUCCGACCAGCUUGGGCCAUCAGCAGAGCUUCAGCGCGGCUGCAAUCCACGGGACCACUGUUUGCAGCCUCCUCCGGACGUGGAUUAUUCGACCUUCCUGCCGUGCUCUCCAUGGGCGAAGGGCCAGGACUACUGCGUGGAGAAGCCGACGAGCACUAGUCGAAGCCCAAAGGUGGACGGGCGGCAUUUCGUGGACAUUAUCAUGAAAGGCAUGCUCGGAAAUGGAUGGCCGGAUCUACCGCAUCUGGAUCCUGCCAAGCCCAGAGACCGCCUUUGCAUUCUAGGCCGACGCAACUACAAAGGCCUAGUUCGACGCUACGCGUCCAGGACGGCCUUGAACAAUGUGGUUCACUUCUCGCUCGAUCAACAAUGCAUAGACCUGUGCUCUGCGCUUCUGCUUGCGGCGGCAGUGCAUGCUGCACAACCCAGCUUCAUAGUGGCCAAGUCACAACAACUGCAAGACAUUGACGAGAACAUCAUUUGCAUGACCGCAUUUCUGCGUACCUGGUCCAUGAUGGACCUGCUGGGUUCGGGAUGGAGCUCAAUGUACGAGAUGCUUCAGCGCGAGGUUGAGCGCCGCUCACCUGAAAGCGAGAUUGGUUCUCGGGAUCCCGUUGCUUUAAUGGCUGGCGUCCCGACGGAGGUUUGGCAGUCCCUCUCCGUUCUGGGAGAUCCACGGUGGAGCGACUUUCCGUGUCAGGUCGACACCUUUGUGAAGAUCAUCCUCAAAGGAGUCCAGAACUCCACACUCCGAGCUGGUCACGUGCAUGCUGCGCAAACCUACAUCUUCAGCUGUGCGAUCGAAUCAUGGCUGCACCCAAGCAUGGCAUCAGUGUGGGCGGUCGUUGCGCUGAUCGGAC
Molecule: messenger RNA, 4930 nt
Organism: Symbiodinium natans
Lineage: Eukaryota; Dinophyceae; Suessiales; Symbiodiniaceae
Source: the annotation of a GenBank genome assembly